This is a messenger RNA of Adineta steineri, 4038 nucleotides long. The record is from the annotation of a GenBank genome assembly. Lineage: Eukaryota; Metazoa; Rotifera; Eurotatoria; Adinetida; Adinetidae.
AUGGCUAAUAAUAUCUCAACAACGACCAUCGAUCCAUCUGUAGAUAUGUUAAAUACUGCUCGUAUUGGAAUUCAACAUAUUGGUCAACCAAUUCUUUUUACACUUGGUAUGAUUGGAUGUAUAUUGAAUAUAGCCAUUUUUCUUCGUCCAUCAAUGCGUAGCAAUUCAUGCGCUAUUUAUUUUCAUGCAAGUUCAUGGGCUAAUUUACAGUGUUUAACAUGGGGUUUGUUUGUUAGUAUGCUUGCUUCGUUUACCAACUAUAAUCUAUUAAAUUAUAAUUCGGCAUAUUGUAAAAUUCGUUAUUAUAUUCUUACUGCUUCUCAACUGGUCAGUCGAGGAUGUGUUGUCUUAGCAUGUUUAGAUCGUUUUUUAUUGUGUUCCCAAUCAGUUCAACAACGAUCGUUUUGUCGACCAAGUGUAGCAAUUAAAGUUAUGUUAAUAACUGUUACCAGUUGUGCUUGUUUAUCAAUCUAUGUGUUAAUAGUUUAUGAUGUAUUACCUCAAGCACAUCAAUGCAGUACAAGUUCAGCAGCAGGAAAAAUCAUUGAUACUACAGUUUUAUUCUUAUUCAAUUUUGGAACUCCAGCUUUUUUAAUGAGUACAUUAAGUGGAAUGAUUAUAUGGCGAUUGAAACAAAACGGAAAACGAGUUGGACGCCAAAAAGUACAUGUACGUAAACGAGAUCUUCAACUGGCAGUGAUGCUUAUAGGACAAGUGGUUUUGUAUAUAACAACAGCACUUCCAUUUGUUACAAAUUUUGUUUAUUCAACAAUAACACAAUAUGUUCCAGCAUCAAGUAAAUCACCAUAUCGAAUUGCAGCAGAAUCUUUAGCUAUAACAGCGACCGGUAGUUUUGGUACCUUUAUAUUUAAUGCAUUAACUUUUUAUGUUUACACAUUAACAGCACCCAGUUUUCGUCGUGAACUAUUUGCAUUGAUUCUUCCGACACGAUGGUUGAAUCGUUUUCAACAACCAGAACGAACUCAAGUCUCUCGAACUAAUCGUAUCAAUCCAUCAUUUCCAGAUGGUCAUUCGAUCGAUUCACAAAUUCGACGAAAUGCAGGUGAACUUGCAGAACAAAAUAAUAAACAUAGACAUACACGUACCUGUUAUAAAUACGGCGAAAAGUGUCGUUCACAUAUGCCACGAGAGCUCAUUGCUAAAUCUGAAAUUAAUAGCGUCACCGGUACUAUUUCAAUGAAACGUAACCAUAAAUGGAUCAAUAAUUAUAAUGAAUGGAUCAUUUCGGCCUGUCGUUCAAAUAUGGACAUAAAGUUUGUAUGGUCAGGUUGUGACGCCAAAGCGUUAUCAUAUUAUAUCACAGAUUAUAUUACUAAAUCAAAUGUAUCAUUCCAUGAUAACCUGGCACUAUUGGUAAAAGUUCGGAAGGAUUUUGAUGAAAAACACUCAAAUCCACCUGAUAAUAAUAAUAUUCAUGAACGUUCAAGACGUUUACUUCUUAAAAUGCAUAAUACAUUAGCAUCUCAACAGGAAUUAUCAGGUGUCCAAGUGGCUUCAUACAUAUUAGAUUUUCCAGAUUAUUAUACAAAUCAUGAAUUUCAAAAAAUUUGUUUGAUUGCUAUUGAGUAUUAUUUGGAAAAAUGUCUUCAUGAUGCUAAGAAUCACCAAAACAAGGAACAUAUGAUUGAUGACAAUCAUGCAGAAACUCCAGUAGAUAACUUUCAAGAUAACGAUUAUCAUAAUAUGAACGAACAGUUUUUGAUUGAACCAUCUGAUGAUAAUAAAAUAGUUCUUAUAAAUACUCGAAUUGAUUACGAGUUGCGAAGCAACAAAUUAGAGAACUAUUGUUUGUACGAUUAUAUUAGUUGGUUUAAAAAGAAGAUCAUAGAUAAAAACGAUCAAAUUUUUUUGGCACAAACAAAGGAGCAAACUGUUUCUGUAUCACGUGGUCGUCCAGCCAAUGAUCGCUACAAGUUUCUACCAAAACAUCCACAAUAUUCUUCACAUAUAUUAAUGAAAUGGACCAAACCACGAAUACCAGUAUUGAUUGGACCGAUGAUUCCUCGUCGUGAACGUGUAGACACAAGAGAGCGAUACUGUCGCGCUAUUUUAACUCUGUUCGUACCAUGGCGUUCAAUUUCUGAUUUAUGCAAUAUUAAUCAAACGUGGGAAGAAGCGUUUAACACGAAACAAAAUCUUAUUACUCCUGACAUGCGACGAAUAAUUGAAAACAUCCAACUUUUACACGAAUGCAAGAAAGAUCGAAACGAACAUCUCCUUCAACUUAUUCAAGAAAGUAAUAGUGGUGAUAUUGAUGGACAAGUCGUUUUGCAGCAGGAAACAGAUGAUAAUAAUAAUGAUGAUUAUUUUAUGAAUGAAGAUGAUGUAGAUCAAAACGAUAUUUUGAACUUAAUUGCCGAUAUUGAUGAUACUGCACAUGAAUCAACAUUUCCAUCAACGAUCAUGAAGCCCGAGAUUGCUUAUUUCAAUGAUUUAUUAGCUUCAGUAACGAAUGCACAUCGUUUUCCAUACUUAAACGAAUUCAAUGAUUUUCAUGGUGAUCAACUAACUUUAUAUGGAAAUAACAAUCAUAAAGACCAUUUGAUACUUUCUACACCACAAAUGCUAAAACAAAAUAAAAAAUGGCAACUUGAUCUUCAAACUGAAAGACAAAAAGUUCGGGAGAUUACUAUACAUGGUUCAGAGAUCAAUGACUUCAAUGAAAACUCCUCUGUAGAUAAAACAGUGAUGACUGUCAUAAGAAGUGAUUCUCUAAUGGAUGUCAAUAGUUGUAGUGAAAAUCAAGAUAGCAACAUAGAAUCUGUUACUACAAUAGUUGCACCAAUUAUUGCACGAGAACAAAUAAUAAAAGACUUUACUUUGAAUGAAGAUCAAACUCGAGCUUUUCUAAUUAUCACGUCUCAUCUGGAUCAAGACAGUUUUUUAAAGACAGGUAUCGAUACUAUUCAAAAGCAACUUCUUAUGUUUGUGCCUGGACCAGGUGGUACUGGGAAAUCUCAGUUAAUUGGUGCACUUUCUCAAUAUUUCUUACUGACAAAGCGAUCUCACAAAUUACGUAAAUUGGCUCCAACUGCAAUUGCUGCAACCAAUAUUGAUGGCAUGACUAUUCAUUCUUUUCUUAAACAAACAAGAAAAACAUCAAAAAAGAAACAAACAUCAACUUCAAUAGAUGAUUCCAUUAGAAAUGAAUGGCGACAUAUAGAAUAUAUCUUUAUAGAUGAAAUAUCAAUGGUUGGGUUGCGGCUUUUCGCCCGUUUUCAUGAAUUAUUAACAAUUGCUAAAAGUUCUGAUCCAAGUGUACCAUUUGGUGGUAUUAACAUAGUUUUAUUUGGUGACUUUAUACAAUAUUCACCUGUUUUGGAUAAAGCAUUGUUUACAGACGUUUUUGUGGAAGUAGAAUCAUCACUUACAAGUUCUGUAUCAGAAAAGCAACAACCAUUUAGUGAACAUCAAAUUCAAUGUCAAGUUGGCCGAGCGCUUUUUCUUCAAUUCGAUGUUGUUGUCAAACUUACAAUUCAAAUGCGUGUGGAAGAUAAAGAUUAUUCAGAUGCACUCGAUCGAAUGCGUCUUGGGGAAUGUAAAUUACAAGAUUAUGAUUUAUUUCGUUCCUUGGUAGUCGGUCGACAAGAUGGUGUUCAUUCAUUAUCCAAUGGCUCAUGGAGCAAUGCACCUAUUUUAGUUUAUCGAAAUGAAAUUCGUACUGAAUUGAAUAAUCGUGCAGUGAUUAAUAAAUGUCGUGAAUUAAAUUAUCCAUUAGUAGUGUGUCUUGCUCAAGACAGAGUUAAAUCGAAAAAAAUUGAUGAUAAAAAUCUUCAACAGCUACGUCGUUUUCUUUUAUCACUACCUGAUAAUAAAACAGAAUCACUUCCUGGUUAUUUACCAUUAGUUCCAGGAAUGCCUAUAAUACUGACCGAUAAUAUUGCAACUGAACUUGGCCUUUCAAAUGGAACUCAAGGAAUAUUUCAUCAAAUUGUAUAUGAAGAAUCCGACUCCAAUGUCCUUUAUUCGGAUGCUAAAUUUCCGAAAGGAAAGCUAUUAAAACGUUUACUACAGUAA